Thrips palmi is the source of this 7037-nucleotide messenger RNA. RefSeq names its product cGMP-dependent 3',5'-cyclic phosphodiesterase-like. Gene Ontology annotation, cellular component: mitochondrial inner membrane; mitochondrial outer membrane; cytosol. Gene Ontology annotation, biological process: regulation of mitochondrion organization; positive regulation of gene expression; cGMP catabolic process. The record is from RefSeq and is a predicted model, not a curated record. Lineage: Eukaryota; Metazoa; Arthropoda; Insecta; Thysanoptera; Thripidae. The transcript is spliced from 16 exons. Gene Ontology annotation, molecular function: 3',5'-cGMP-stimulated cyclic-nucleotide phosphodiesterase activity; protein homodimerization activity; 3',5'-cyclic-AMP phosphodiesterase activity. Bases 302 to 2443 code for a protein of 713 amino acids.
GUUGCGGGCUCGAAGCAGACGACACUACCACUCAGGACUCAGCGUGCCACCCCCCGUGUGCAGAGGAUACCGACACCGUGCAUUUUUCAAGACUGGCAUAUCGCCCCUCAAAACCAGCAAGAUCUGCGUUUCCUGGAUAUGGAUGAUCUUGUGUUCAGGUUUCUGUACCUUCUUCACGAAACAUCUGAAAUACUGAGAUGAUUUAAUGGCCGAAUCGAAUGUGGACAGCUAUGACUACUGAAAACUGACGGCAACGUACCCUCAUCCCCUAAACCCUGUCCUGUCAAAUGCCAAGCUAAACAUGUCAGCCAAGAAACCUCUUGAAACAAGCAACCCGCAGGAACUCCUUGCCCUUUGCUCCAACCUUUAUGACAGAAACGCCUCGGCUAUUCAGAUAAAAGUGAACAACUAUCUGAAACAAAAAUGUGGAGCCCAGCUAGUAUUCCUUGUGCAAUUGCUCAAGGAAAGAGAGGAAGCAGUGGUACAAGUUAUUGGUGAUAAGGUCCUAGAAAAAGAAAUGAGAUUUCCUGUGACAAACAACUGUUUACAUGCAGUUAUGCAAAGAAGAACUUCCCUUUCUGCUGAUGCCUGUGACUUGGAUCCAGAACUCCACGCAAGUCUGAGACGGGUUAUAAAUCCUCUACCAGAACAGUUCCUGGUUGUUCCUGUGUGGCAUCCCUCUGAGGACAGUAUAUGUUUGGUGGCCUGCCUCGUUGAGUAUGAAAAUUCAGAAGAAUUCUGUUCACAUGUUGUCACUGAAUGCUUCAGGUAUUGUAUUGGCACUGUUCUGAACACAUUAGCCUAUGAGGGAGAAAUGCGCUUGAAACUUCAAUGCCAAAAUCUUUUAAUCAUCGCCCGUAAACUUGUGUCACACUUAGGGGAAUUCACGGACCUGUGUAGAGAGAUUAUGCUAGAAGCUAAGAAACUGACAUUAGCAGAACGUUGCUCCAUAUUUCUGUUAGAUCAAGAAAGUCAAGAACUGGUUGCAAAAGUAUUUGAUGGUAUUCCUGCUGCAGAGGAGGUGAGAAUAGCAAAAGAUAAGGGAAUUGCUGGACAUGUUAUGUCUACUGGUCAAGUACUUAACAUCAGAAAUGCCUAUGAGCAUCCUUUGUUUUACAAGGGUGUAGAUGAAGCCACUGGCUUUAAAACAAGGUGUAUUCUGAGCUUUCCCAUCCGUGAUGAAACAGGCAUCAUUGGAGUGGCUCAGCUUUGCAACAAGAUUGGCGGGUUGUACUUUGAUGUUUAUGAUGAGGAGGCUGCUGUGGCUUUCAGCAUUUAUUGCGGGAUCAGUAUCAUGCACAGUCUGGUGUACAAGAAAAUUCAAGAUGCCCAAGCUCGAAGUAAACUUGCAAAUGAGAUGAUGAUAUACCACAUGCAGGUUCAUCCUGAGGAUGUUUCUCGUGUCUUAAACUGUGAGCGUGCUCAUGAUCUCAUGCCCGAAAUUGAUCUCUUUUAUUUCUCACCCCGCAAAAUUGAAGAGUCAGAAUGUGUAUGCUACUGCGUGGAAAUGUUUGAUGAUCUUGGCCUCGUUCAACAGUGGCAGCUGAAGAGAGAUACCCUGACGAGGUUUCUUUUAUUUGUUAAGAAGGGGUACCGAGAUGCUCCGUAUCACAACUGGUACCAUGCAUUUUCAGUAUUUCAUUUUUCUUAUCUUGUUAUUAAGAACCUCCGUCUUGUGGAGAGGGGAUUUAUAUCUUCAUUGGAAGCCUUGGCUUUCAUGGUGUCUUGCCUGUGUCAUGAUCUUGAUCAUAGAGGAACUACCAAUUCAUUUCAAAUGCAAUCAGGCACAGAGUUAGCCAGUUUAUACAGUUCAGAAGGAUCUGUCAUGGAGAGACACCAUCUAGCUCAGGCUUUGUGUAUUCUCAACACAGACGGCUGUAACAUAUUUGAUGGACUCACUGGUGAGCAGUAUGGAAAAUGUUUAGAUCUGAUUCGAGACCUCAUUCUUGCAACAGACUUGGCUCAUCAUAUUCGUCUAGUACAAGAUCAAGAAAAGAUGGCUUCAGAAGGAUUUGAUAUGAAUAGCACUCAACAUCGUCAACUUCUUCUUUUCCUUUUAAUGACUUGUGCUGAUCUUAGUGAUCAGACAAAAGAUUGGAAGGUUUCUCGCACUACUGCAGACUUGGUUUACCAGGAGUUCUUUUCUCAAGGAGAUCUUGAAAAGGCCAUGGGUAAUGCUCCUCUGGAAAUGAUGGAUCGUGAAAAAGCUCGAAUUCCAGAUCUUCAAAUCCAGUUCCUUUCCCACAUAGUCUGUCCUGUUUUCAAAAUCCUGGCACAACUUUUCCCAGAGGCUGACUGCCUUCUUCAAUCCACUGUGAAAAAUCGUCACUGCUGGGAACAAGCAUCUGCUUUCUUUGCUCGUAAAUGGGAGAGUGGACAUUCUUCUUUGGAUAUUUUGAGGGACUUGGAGCUAGAAUGUUUUGCUGAUGGUGCUCCUCAUUGAUCUGAUGUUCUGUUCAUUGGUUUCUUUGUUUUUGAUUUUGUGCCGUAGAGUAGAGAGUUUUGAGGAUUGCCUUCAGAAUUGUUUCUCAAAAUUUGUUAUGACUUGUGACAUUUGAUUAAUUAUAUUUAAAGGCCUCAUGAAUCUGUGUUAUUUAAAUGUGAUGUGGUUUUUGAAAUGUAUGUACUGGAAUUUUAUCAUGUUCUGGUAUCAGACACUUUUUUCUCUUCAAGAACUCAACUGAGCACUGGAAAUCAUUAUUAUAAAAGUUCAAAGUCCUUUUGUGUUCAUAUCGAAGAUAGGUAACCUAUUUUUCUGUGAUCAAAUUUGUGCUAUCUACUGUGCCCUUUCUCAAUUUAAAGAAAUAUUUCUAAGGUCAGAUGCACUCUGUUUCCCCAUCUGUUUUGGUCUUGCUGCCUUAGACAUCACAAGGUAGUUUCAUUGUGUUUUCAUGUGAUACUAUGAGUACAUUUUGAAUCAAUUUUUGACUAUCAUAAUCCCAGGAUGUUGGAUACCCCCCUUUCUGUCUGCCUUGAGUUAUCACUUUUGUAAUUUGAAUUCAAGGAAAUGUCUUCUCUUAUUUCCAUUCUAACGUGUUAAUGUUUGAGUUGUGAGUUGCAUCUCUUUGGAAUGAUGGCCUAGUUUUGUUCAAGACAGUAUUAGUGCUUUUUCUGAUUAGUAUAUUUUAGAAAUAUUGCGGGUUUACCUGAUUUUACUCGCCUAAUGCACAUUCACAAUGUUUUCUGUGUAACAGCAUUCUGCAGUUGAUGCAGACACCUGCUUGAGCUGCGCUGGCUGCUGCUCAAAUAUGAUGGAAAUGUUUGUUGUUGGUGCUGUGCCAUUUCCAGGUGUACACUUGUAGAUUGUUGUUGUAGUUGCGUUUGGGCCUUUCUUGGCUGUGAAAUAUUUUGUGAUAUAGUAUUGAUUGUUGUAACUUGUUUUCUCUAGUUUGUGCCAUUGUUAAUUUGAGGAGUGAAUGUUAAUAAUCGGUCAGUAGCUGCACUGAGCACCCUAACUGUGCAUGUUCAAGACCCUGAUUUGUUUGGGGCACAAAUAUCAUUUGGACGGAGCAUCAAUUCUAUAUUUGAAUCUUUUAAACAUUGUCUUAUGUAUGGUAAAUGGGGGUAGAAUUUUCUCUCUUCUGACUUUUGGAAAAUGGACGUGAAGGAUAUACUGAUACAGUAGCUCAUCUUUUUAUGAAAGACAGUUUUCAUUGAAAACUAAAAAAAAUUAGCUACCUCCUUACGGUACUGCUUUACACGGCCUUCAAUAUGCUCAUAAUUAAUGUUGGUGCUACAAUUAUUUCAUGCGUUUAGAUUCCUUUUUUCAAUAUAGAAUGCCGUACUUAUUGGCUUGCAAGGCGACUCUUUUCCCUCGUGCCCGUCGCUGAAAACGGUACUUGUCCCAUAUGCCAUGUUUUCUCACGUGCUCGUAAUUAAGAUUUGAAUUUGUUAGACUUUAGUACAUUUUUGCGUGCAUUAUAAUUUUGAGCGUUGUGGAUUUUGUCACAAAUAUUGUGUGUACUCUAGUCUAGCUGGGGUGGUAUGUUAGUUGAUGCUAAUAUGUGUGAUGCUUAUUUUUCACUACCUGAGAAUAGAGACCCCACAAUGGACAUUAAUUUGAUUUUCUAUUGGCUGAGACCCUGAGGAUAUAGUUUCUCGUACACUAUAUUUGACAGUGAGUGAGCCAGCCUAUCACAUUGUGUUCUUUUAGUUUUCUGUUAGACUAGAUUCUACCCGUUCUUCUCUCUCUUGUUGUUCCUCAAGUGAGGAAAGGAUCUUUAAUGUUGUGACAAAAGAAGAAGCACUUGACAAACUUGGUUGUUUUGUAAAGUCCUGAAAUUUUAAAAGGAUUGCCCAAGAUGCACGUUAUGUAAGAAACAUAAUGCACAAUGGUAUUUGUGUUUUCAUUUAAAGUUGUUUUUGGCCAGGUCCCCAAAAUAGUUCUCAAUUUUUGUGUAGUGUUUGAAUAUGUAGAUGUUUUAGGCAUCAAUGGAAAGUUACAGUAUGCUUUUAGCUUUUUCUAUAAAAGCCAUAAGUUACCGGCUUAAAGUGUACUUAUCUUGUGUCCUAUGUACCAAAUUCACUCCAUAUAAGGUAGUGUGACUUAUCUUUCAGUAACAACAUUUUCUUUAGUGGUCAUAUUCCCAAUUGUAUCUCCUCUGAUAUAAAAUGGGAAAGUCAAAACAACUAACUUCCAAUUCCUUAAAGUAAGCAGCGUGAAUCAUUGUUAGAGCAGUAAGCAGUACUUUAAGAGGCAGGAGUAGGGUCAGUGCGGGGAAAACCUGGACAGGGGAAGAACUGAACACCCCACAUUUUGCUUCAAAUGCCUUAUGCUCUGGCUUUACAACUAUCAUGUAAUGAACCGCUGAUGCCACGGAACAACUUGCCUAACAUACGGUAUUUGAAGUAAAUUAUGGGGUGUUCAGUUCUUUCCCUGUCUAAUUUUUCCCCACCCUGACCCUAGGUAAUAUUUUGAUGGGCUUUAUAAAUUUUGCAUUAUGAUGGCUUUGCUGGGUAUUGAAAGUCUAACAUAUGCUUGGGAAUUUAUCUAUUUGAAGCCCUAUAUGCUAUGUUUCAUGUGCAAAAUUACAUCUAUAAAAUUUAACAAUAGGGCGAUCUCCUAUGAAAUUUAACAUAUCACAUGCUGCAGAUGUGCAUAGCAAGAAAAUGCUUCAAAUCAUGGUUGCACAGCCAUCAAUACAAUACUGUAUCAAUGCAGAUGUGCUAUUUAUCUGCUUUUUGGUUUUGUGGUACUAAAGAUAAAAUUGUAAAGGAUCUAAGUGCAUGGAAAUGAUUGACUGCUGCAUCUUUGGUUAUUUCUUCUUGUCUUGUGCUAGUAGCGUUGUAUUGAUUUCAGUAAGACUAUUAUAAAGAGGAAAAUUUAGGAGCCUUAUGCUUUUUACUGUUUAUCUCAAUCAGAUUCCAUAAGUCAAAGACUUCAUGCUGUGGCCUAUUGUUUAUUAUGAUAAUGUCAUUAAAAGUGAAUGUGUACAUUUGGUGUUAAAAGUAAACUUCUCAUGGAAGUUAAAAUUUUAUUUUACUAUGACUUUUGUCUGUAAAUUUGUUUACAGUAGAUGCUAGUGUGUUGGAUCUCUGCAUGUUGCUUCUGCAUUUUAGAUCAAGUACACAAAAUUUGCUCAAAUUCAACUAUUGUAUAUGUAUGAUUUCAUUGUUUGUUGGUACAUCCCUGGUGUCUAUCUGGCAAGCAAGUGAGGGUGCUGAGGUCUUUAAAGGUUCCUUGACCACCAAAAAGUACAGUAACAUGAUUUUAAUUUGUAGGUAGCUGUAUUGAUUUUACAACCAUUGCGCUUUGUGCAAGUUUGUUUUGUACAUCAUGUAGCUAGGUCCCACCAAACAGGUAGUGCAUUGCCUCUUCCCGUGAUUGAGGUUGAGUCCUGGGGACCUAGUUAUGUCCGAUGUGGUGCAUUAGGUACUGGUUUCCUAGGUGAAUAAAAGCUAGUUUUCAAAAUAGUUUUCAUAGAACCAGAACCUAGAAAAUAUUGUGAAUUGAUUAGUUUCUUCUUCACAGUUCAUUUAUACAUUUAUUAAUAUGUUUGUUAUUUAUUUUUUAUUGUUUCACAUCUUUUUUUAAAAUGCAAUAGUGUUAUUGACACCUUUCUGUCAGUUUUAUUGUUUGCAAGGUGUUUGGAUGUGUGUGUGUGUGUCAAACUGAGCAGUUGUUUUAAUUUAGCUCACCCCUAGUUUACAAAUGAAGCAGUACAAAAAAGAAAAAAUUGUCUCUACUUGUGAUAAUUAUCAAAUAUGUUUUAAUAUGUGCUUGCCAAAGGGUGCGCUUCGUUUAAAGAAAACAUAAUCCAUGUGGUAAUUUUUUAAAAAAAUCUAAUGAUCUUUGCUUUUGCUUAACAAACUGCUCUUUUUAGCCUGCCUUUUCAUGUGCUUUUUGCUAUUUGCAGAUAAACAUAUCAUUGUAAGACUGGUAAUGAGUAGAUUUGUUUUGAUCAGUAACAGAAUCACAGAAAUUUUGGUUUCAUAUUAUUGUAUGAAACUGACUUUGCCUGGAACACAGUCUUUGCAGAGUUAUCUUCAAGUCGGUUAGCUUUGUUGAAUAACCAGUCCAUUCCUAUUUGUUUAGGUGAAUUUAUGGUUCAAGAUGUGUUGGCAUCUAAUUCUGUGUUGCAAGCCUGCAUAUGCAUCAAUUAUUAGAAAUUUGGACUGGAAUUAUCUGACAAUCAGACUUCAGACUAGCCAGGCCUUGACUUUGUGCAAAGCUAUCCAAUAUUCAAGCUUCAUCCGAAGCACCAACUGAAAUACACUAAAUGUUUAUCUUGCUUACCUGAGCUUUUGUCUAAAAUUUACAUUUGUCUGGCUGAAAAGAGCACGUUAAACAGCAUUUAAGCUGACAAACUAAGCACACUCAAAACCAUGGCUCAGCAAAGCUGAUCAGCCUUAAAAUUGACUUAAAGCAAUACUGAUAUUUGUGAUGAAAGUGUGUUGUCAAGUGUCUGUAACAAUUUGCUCAAAUUGUGUCGGUUCCGAGUACAUAAUAGCCACUCCAAAACAGUGUGUUGGUUUAUGACACUUGUUUUUGUAAUCCCACCUCGAGAUGCUGAAUUAAUAAAAAAAAAGUUAAUGUG